Microsporum canis CBS 113480 is the source of this 1899-nucleotide messenger RNA. RefSeq names its product DUF1446 domain-containing protein. The transcript is spliced from 3 exons. The record is from RefSeq and is a predicted model, not a curated record. Lineage: Eukaryota; Fungi; Ascomycota; Eurotiomycetes; Onygenales; Arthrodermataceae. Bases 1 to 1899 code for a protein of 632 amino acids.
AUGGCGAAGAGGGCAGUCCGCAUUGCAGGAGCGUCGGGGGCGGCGACUGAUCGCCGUCAUGUACUCGCCGAGUUUGCCCGUAACCACCCAAGCGACCCUGUAGACGUCGUUGUCCAGGACUUCAUGAGCGAGUAUAACAUGACUGCCGCUGCUGCACGACGGGUUGACCGGUCUCUGUCAGGCGAUGGCAAUGCAAGCGAUCGGUCGGCUAAUCGGCCCACUAGGCCAGGGUAUGAGCCUACGUUCCUAGAGGCUCUGGAGCCGGCACUGCUAGACAUUGCUAGGCACAACAUCAAAGUGGUUGCAAACGCUGGCGUGGCGGAUACGGAAGCUCUGUACCGGGCUGUCAUCGCCAUGAUGGAACGCAAGAGAGUGCAUCUUAAAGUUGCAUGGAUAUCUGGUGAUGAAGUGCUCCACACGGUGAAAGAAGAGCUUCAAUGUGGUGCAGAGUUUAGGAAUAUAUACACUGGCGAAGCACUGUCACAGUGGCAAUUUGAGCCCAUCUAUGCUCAGGCGUACCUGGGCGGCAUGGGGAUAGCUGCUGCACUCGACCAUGGAGCUGACAUCGUUCUCUGUGGCCGUGUUUCUGAUGCCUCUCUCCUCAUCGGCGCCGCAUGCUGGUGGCAUCGUUGGUCGCGAUCGGAUCUGGACAAGCUAGCCAAUGCAUUCGUGGCCGGCCAUCUUAUAGAAUGCAGCACAUACGUCGCCGGCGGCAAUUUCACUGGCUUCAAGCAGCUGGAGAAUGCGGCCGGUGGCUGGGAGGAUAUAGGUUUUCCUAUAGCAGAGAUUUCUUCCACCGGUGAGGUUGUUAUCACAAAACAGAGCUGUUCUACAAACGGUGCCGUUACUGUCGAUACCUGCUCUGCUCAACUGCUUUAUGAAAUACAGGGUCCUAUAUACCUUAAUUCAGACGUCACAGCCAUCCUGGACGAGGUAUACUUUGAACAACUUGCAGUCAAUCGCGUUGCUCUAAGGGGUGUCAAGGCUGACCUGCCUCCGCCAACUACCAAAGUAGGCAUCACAGCUCGAGGUGGAUACCAGGCUGAAGCCUUCUAUUACAUGGUUGGCCUCGAUAUACCGGCCAAAGCAAGGAUGCUUGAAUCCCAAAUCCGACGCCUGCUCUAUCCACAUUCCAAACACUUCACCUCUCUAACCUUCUCAAUCCUCGGGGCUUGUGUGGAUGAUCCCCCAGACCAGAACAGCGCUACGACAACGUUUAGGAUCCUAGCUCAGGCUCCGCGUGCGGAACACCUGACUUCCAAGUGCUUUGUGCGCCCCGUCAUCGACUGCGUCAUGCAGUCCUACCCAGGCGCUACAUUUAAUCUGGAUUUAAGACACGCUUCCCCAAGGCCCAUAUUUGAAUACUACGUCACCCUCAUCCCUCAAGCGAGCAUUAACCAUAAGGCGCAUCUUCCAUGGCUAAAUGCAUCGCUUUCCAUCGAUCUUCCACCUUCCACUAAGCUUUACCCUCCAAAGAGUCAGCCCUCCACGAACACCGCUAUAACUAGCAGCCAACCCGGUGGCACCACCGACUUUGGCCCGACUACCCGCGGCCCUCUGGGCUGGCUCGUCCACGCCCGUUCAGGGGACAAGGGCCCCGACGCAAACUGCGGCUUUUGGGUUCGUACUGACGCCGAAUACCUCUGGCUACGUAACUUGUUGACCACACACAAGGUCAAGGAUUUGCUAGGCAAGGAAUGGCGAGAUGAUGGGUCCAUGGGCAUUGAGCGUUUCGAGCUGCCGAGAUUGAGAGGAGUGCAUUUCUUGUUUCGGAAUCUGUUGGAUCGCGGUGUCGGUGCUACUGUUACGGUGGACUUUUUGGGGAAGAAUGUUGCCGAAUACUUGCGGGCAAAGUGGGUAGAGUUACCUGACAAGUUCCUGCAUAAAGGGAGAUUAUAG